Molecule: messenger RNA, 10520 nt
Organism: Hylaeus volcanicus
Lineage: Eukaryota; Metazoa; Arthropoda; Insecta; Hymenoptera; Colletidae
Exons: 12
Coding region: 1386-6581 (1731 amino acids)
Molecular function (GO): protein binding
Source: RefSeq, a predicted model, not a curated record
CUGUGUACAGGGUUUUAAUUUGUUGGUGCUGCGGUAACAGUUACGAUGAGCUAACGGCAAAGGUAAACAGUUGUCUGUUACCUUUGAACGAUCAAAAUAUUUUCAUUCCUUUGGGAAAAUAGUUUCGAAACUACGCGCGUAUUUGUGUAUCGAAGUGAAGAUAAAUAUUGACACGUGAAAUGUGAAUGCGAAUUUAUCAAUAUUGACGUUCUUCUUUCGCGCUGGGGAAAUACUGAAUUUUCCAUUGAAGAUACUUGUAACGAAAUGCUUGAAUAUAACAGUGAAGAGAUUUUGGUAUCAGAGAAUUUCGAGGAUUUGACAUGAUGUGAACAAUCUGAGGGAUAAAUUCCUCGCUUCGUUGGGCGUGGUUCGCAGAGGGAAAUGAUUUGAAUGAAAUAAUCAUUUGUUGAGCAAGCGUACCUGAUUGAUUUGGAGGACAGUCACAGUCAAAGUUCGCUAAAAGCUCUCCAACCAUAAUAGCAACGUAGCACGUCUCACAGAAAUCGCUAAGGGGGUAUUCUAGUCUGGAAUACCCCCAUUUCUUCAUGAAAUUUUACCUGAUAUACUCUUAAUAAUAGUUUUUUCCUGAAGAUAUGCUGAUAGAAAUUUAUGUUUGAUACCUGAAACUUCGAGAAAAUGCAAGGACAUAUAUGCAGAUAAACAUAUAGCUAUGUUUAAACGUCUAGAUUAGAACGUGAAUGUUUAAAGAGAACAGUGAGAAGGUGCCAAGACUUAUAAUGUUUCAUAACUUCGUUCCUGGAUCAUGCGUAGUUUGAAUGUAUGGAUUGAACGACUUGGAUGACAAAUUUGCACUGCGUUAGUCAUCACUUGAAGUACAAGAAGAUGGACUCCAAAUAAAAGUGUUAAUUAAACAUAAAUUCCGUUAAGAAAAAUUCAAGUAAUUAUUAUUCGACUUCGGAAAUAAAAACGAGCAGUUGCAAUCGAUUUGGAACGCAGAAUUAUGAAUAUAGAAUCAGCUACUACAAACAUAAGCUACAGUACACGAGCUACAACAAUAUACAUGUAGAUCGAUUCCAGAUGAAAGUAUUAAUUGGGAGCAAAUAGUAGUUAUCCGUUAAGAAAAAUUCCAGGAUUAUUUAAGCUCACCAAGCCGAGAUUAUAAAUAUAGAAUUAGCCAUGAGAAUGUAAAUUGUGAAUCAUGAUAGUCUUUUCAAAAAAGAUAUAUAAUCACCUUUCAAGAAGAUUUAGAAGACGUUACUUAGAGAAACGAUCAUAACUUGAGACAAUUUUUCACUCCAGCACCUCCAAAUAUCAACAAUACCAUCCAAGACACUCAAACCACAUCUCGUUAAAGGUCCCUGAAAGCUAACAGGAUCUCUUAAAUUCCAAGUGACGCAAGAACGAAAAUUGCGAGAACCGCAACCAUGAAGAACACUCACCCGAUCAUAACAGCGACGACGACCAGUCCAGUCAAUCCGGAUUCCUCGUCGUCGAACGAAUCCACAGAGCCGUGCAUCAGACUGAAGCUAGACAAACCGUUGCAUUGGGAGUGGGAGCUGACCACGUCGGCGGACACGCUUCCUGUCAUCCAGCUGCUGGGGAAAGAUGGCCGUCUGCUGGUGGAGACCACUGGCAGAACAGCUCAGAGGGCCAGAGGCUCGUUUCGCGAGGGUCUCAAGUCCUACGAGCAGUUUCCUUUGGACAAGGCUGUUGCCAUGAAGACUCCAACCGCCUCUUCGUCCUUCUCGUCGUCUUCAACGUCGACCAUCGUCGCUCCCCUUCAAGGGAACCGAAACAUGGACGGGUUUAGCACGAAGUUCGGAACCUGCGAGUUCGGUUACAAGCCGCGGAAAUCGAAGAGCGAGGUGACGGUGAAAGAGAAGGACAGGAAAUCCAAGAGCAAACGCUCCGUGGAACCAGAGGCUGCCCAGCGGAGCGAGCAACCAAAACCAGGAGCAAAAAGGUACUCCGUGGGCGAUUAUCUGCGGCAGCAGAUCAUAGACGACUUGAGAACGAAGAGCACCGUGGGCAAGUGUCCGGAGGAGAUCGCCGAAGAGAGGUGCAAGAAGGUGAAGGCUUACUUGAGGAGCCAGAGCGAGACUCUACCGAGAUUGAUUCUUACUGAGGAAGACGUGGACGAGUCCGAGUCGAAGAUUAACGAGGACGAGGGUAGAAAUCGGAGAAUAAAAGACGGCUUGAAGCGCCUGCGGGAGGCGAUGAAGGAGGAGCACCCCAAGCUCAGGAUCUCCAAUGUCCCCGAAAAAACACGCGAAGAUGUUUCGCGGAUCGAUUAUACGAAGGAACCACCAGAAGCAGACAGCUCCGUUUUGGAACCGAGGGACAUAGUCGGAAACGAGGAGCUGGAGAAGGUGAGGGCAUUCUUGAGGAAGAAGUUGCAGCAGAAGAUGGACCACGAGCGUUCCCUGAGCUCUACCAACGAUCCUGCCCACGAAAUCAAGAAGAGGUACUCCGAUUACGGCCACGAGUGCCCGAAAGGUUAUCGUACUAGGAAGGUGCGCAGCGAGACGAGUGUCAUCAGGUUCGACCCAGAGACUCUUCAGAAGGACAGGCAAAGGGAGAGGGAGAGAUCCAGGACCAGGAAGUCCCCUUCCGAGGAAUCGUUCAAGGAUAAACAUCGUCAUCGGUCCAGAAGCGACGCCAUUCGCGAAACGUCGGAGGCGAAUUACCGACGCAAAUCCCAAACAAGGGAGUCGGAGAAACGGAAACUUUACCGAAAAACGAAGAGCGACGUUUUAUUGGGCCAGGCGGCUCGCAGCGUCGACUCGAGGCAGGAUUUCGAGAAUCCUCCGAGACGAAUUAGGAGCCAGGACAACGUCGACGAGUCCUGGCGGGAGUACAAGGAGAGGAAGAGGCACGAGAGGCUGCACCGCGAGUCCGAGAAGGAGGUGAAGGAGGAGGACUUCAUGAGCAAGCCGCGGUGGAAGGACCUCCAGGCUGAUCUCUGUACCUUCAGGAACUGCAGGAUCUGUCAGAACUUGCAGAAUUGCGUAAAUCCGUUGCUGGAGCGAAACGACAGCGCGAAGGACCGCGGAGUCCCCGAGCAACCGAAGGAGGACUCCGGAGAGUUGUUGAACGACUCGGCGAGCGACAGACCCGGCACCAGCCUGCAGGAGAAUUAUUUGGUCGUCGAUAGGGUUUCCGGGGAUCCGAAGAAGAACUCGGGAGAGAAUAAGGCGAGGAAUCGCGGUGCCAAAGGGUCUGACGCGAAAUCCCCUGAUUGCGGCUACAACACGAUUCCCAAGAACGCGUUCAAGGACUAUCGGGAGCUGUACAUGCGGUCAAACGUGAAGAAGAGCAACACGUUCAAGAUCGUCGAUGGCAGCGAGGACCCCGAAGCUGAGGAUAAGAGUGAUUCGAAGCUGGACGAGGGAUCGAUCGAUAGUUUCGGAUGUUUAAAUAGCGAGGGUCUGUUGAUAAACAAAUCGAACGAGGAUAUCGCCAGGGAUUACUUUAGCAGAGUUUACGAGCUCCUGAAGAAGCGACAGGAAGAAGCGAGGAGGGUCCAGGAGAACCAGGGUGUUCCCGGCUGUGACGACUCUUCGUCUUCUAAUUACGUGGAGGUGGUGCAGAAGAAGAGGCCUCGGCGCAAGAAGAGGGACCGAAGUGCGCAAGGCGAGGAAGUCGUAACAGUGCCUCCCACGAGCGGAGGUCAGGACGGCUGGAAGGUGCAGACACUUUCGUUAAGCACCGAAUCGCCGAGCAAUCGUCGUAAAGGCUGCCGUCCCCAGCAGCAACCUGGUAAACGUACAAGGCCAGCCCCGCCCCCGCCGCCGAUAUCGUGCAAGGUCAAUGCCAAGGACAUCAACAAGUACUUCGAUUGGCCGAACAAGGAGAACACGCCCGGAAAUGCCGUGAACGCCGUCGUGGGAACGAACGAGGCUCAUCUCGAGAACGAACAGUCUACCAUGGGCUCGAAUUUGAGUCGGCACAACGGGAAGGGCCUCACUGGCCGCAGGACCCAAUCCUCUGGGAACCUGUGCGAUCCCAAGGGAAAACUGAACAGCAUGGGCAAGAUCCUGGUGCCGUGCUCCAGCGCCCAGAGGGAACGAUAUAAAUUCUGUGGCUCGUUGCCCAAUCAUCUCGACGACAAGGACGUUCUAGACGACGACCAAAAGGAAAAUAAUAACAUAAUGACGGAUACUAUCACCGGGAAUCUCGGUGGAACGUUGCCACACAAGAAACGAUCGUUGGGUGUACACUUCUCUGACGGUGGACCAACUGGCGCUUUAGACCUCGUCAAGCAUCGGUCGCAGGACUCUAUAGAUGAAAACGAUCCUUGGAGAUACCAGCAGAGCGACCUUGAUCUAGUUAGGUGCCGCUACGGGAAUUUCGACUCCGUGAGCAGAAAUCGUAGCGCCGACGCGGUAUCUGGCGACUUAACAAGAAGGUGCUCCCGCGGGUCGUCUCUGGAAGACAGGUGUCAUCGAAAUACGGAUCUUGACCUGGUGGGCACGCUGCCUAAACGGAAACAGGACCCCCGAAGCAGCGGGAAGGGGUCGGAGACGAACACGUCGUCCUCGCAACCCUGCAACCCCGACCCAGCCGACAACGAUUUGCUGAUGCAGAUCGUGCACAAACCAGACUGCGAACUAGUCAGGCAUCGGCAGCAGCUCAGCAAGUGCAUUGAUCUUAAAUUGAGCAAACUGGCCAGCGGGGAACCGCAGGAUCAAGGUUACGCGUCCGAACGCUCGCCGGAAGACGAGCAUCCACCUUCCUUGCCUGGCCAACCGUUCCCGAAUAUAACGCCUGAGAGCACGUUUCGCGUAACGUUGCAGAAAAGCAGCCGGGGACUUGGCUUAAGCGUUUCCGGUGGAGGAACCGCUGGACCUGUUAGGGUAAAGAGACUGUUUCCGCAACAACCCGCAGCUUUAUCCAACAAACUUCAACCUGGCGAUAUACUCCUCGCAGCUAAUGGGAUUCCUUUAACCGGCCUCACUAAUUACGAGGCUCUCGAAGUUCUACGAACGACACCCAGCAUCGUGGAGUUGGUGGUGUGUCGACUUCCGGGUGAUACGAAUGUCACACCACCCGGUGCACCGCCGCCACCCCCGGCGAGGCGUGAGCCACCGCCGCCCUUGCGAAUACUCAACCCUCUGCCGCCACUCCAAAUCGAACCCUGCGGCGAAUUCGACAUAGAAAUGACGAAGGUCGGUGGUAGUCUGGGUUUCACUUUGAGGAAAGCGGACAGCAGCGCGCUGGGUCAUUACGUGAGGGCAUUAGUGAGGGAACCGGCAUUAAGCGACGGCCGAAUUCGACCCGGGGACAAAAUAGUCGCCGUGGACGGUGCUCCAUUGUCGCCCAUGAGCCACGAAGAGGCUGUCCAAUUGCUGCGACAAUGUGGCCCAACCGUGAGACUCCGGCUAUACAGGGAUCUGGCGCAGACCCCUGUCUCCGCUCUUUCGCCGACCGAGCCCGAUCACCCUCUCCGUCCACCGCGAACAAGUUUGAGGCAAGAGGCUGUGGAUAUGCUUUGCGAUCUAGCGGUUCGGAAGCUGUCGCCAGGUACAUCGAGCGGCUCGAGCUGCAAGCAGUCACCUGGUGCAUCCUGCAAUUCCCCGAGAAGACUGCGUCGUCUUGCCACGCGUACGCCAACCGAAAACGAUCAAGAAGGUCUGGACAAGCAUUCGAGCGUGCAGACGACCUCAACGGCCAGCCAGGCGGAGACAUCCGAUUCCGACCAGUGCUCGAUCAGGACGCAGAUAACGAAUUCCCAACCAAACACACCUGGAACCGACAUAAUCGAUCCGCCGCCGCUCUACGACGUUUGCGAUUCGAGCGAUUCCUCCAAGGCACCGACGCGACCGAGUUUCCUCGACUUGUCGGCACCCCAGGGGAAGCCUCAUUUUCAGUUCUGCAGCCUAGACUCCGAUCUCGAGUAUCCCGGAGGUGACGGGAUCGUCGCCGAAGACGAGCUGAACAAGACAACGGGGAACGAUUACGUGAGAAGGGGAGCGAACGGAUUGUCCAGCGACGAGCACGACAACGACCUACCCUCCGAGCCAGCUUCGAUGCCACCGGUGCUCUCCUCGACGAGUACCUCAAGCACUGCAUUCAGUUAUAAGAACCCGGCUUAUCAGAGCGCCAAUCCAGCUUGCGGAGCCGGUAUCGACGCCGCAGCGAAAAAUAAGACUACCCAUUCCAGCGAUCAGGAUAUACCAGGAAAAAUCUUGGGAACGGAGGAUCCCGCUGGCAGCAAGGGUUUGCUGAAGUGGAAGGGCGUGAUGUUCGCCCCGGACGAUGGAAUAGAUAAAUCUGAAAACGAAGAGGAGGUCGGAAAAGACACCACGGAUUCAGCUGUCGCUAGUGAAGAACUUGAACAAGGAACCGAGGUGUUCAUGGUAGAGCUGACACGUGGAUGGAAUAGCCGACUAGGUUUCAGCUUACAACCGGAAGGAAAUCAUACAGUUAUAUCAGUGGUCCAUCCUGACAGUGUUGCUGCCAAAGAUGGAAGGCUUAAACAAGGAGAUGUGCUUAUGAUGGUGAACGACGAAAGCGUGAAAGAUAUGUCGACAGCCGAUAUCAUCGAUCUGUUACGUAAAAUACGAGGAUCCAUCGGUAUCACCGUGAUGAGACGAAGUAAACGAGAUAAUGUAACGUGACGCUAGUCAGGCAUAUAAUGGAAGAACCAAAUAAACGAAGAAAAAACUUCAGCGUUCGUCUCGAUGACGCGUUUAUCAUUUACAAAGGUGGAACAUCGAUUCACGAACGAGAUGGUGCAAUGAGGAUUCUUCGAACUUCGUUUCGUUAACGUCUCGAAACAUUGAUUUAUGAACCUAGACGAAUCCUUUCAGAAAUUGUUUGAUCGCAAUGAAACCUUCGCCACAAAUUGAUCUGUAAAUACAAUCAAUGAAAAUCGAAGCCUUAGACGCGAUGUGGUGACUUAAUUAAUUGUACAGCGUUUCCCACGAGUCGCCACUUUGUUUAGCAAUAAUAGAGAUGAUAUAAAACAACUGUAAGAUAGAAGAUCCGUGUAGAUCUUCGUUGAAUACAUUUUCGAUACAUUCGAAUCUUUCAUGAAAAUUUGUGUGUACGGCUUUUCUUUCGCCGAAUACUAAUCCAGUGUGAAAAUAUAAAAGUUGAAAUGUAGAAAGUUACCGAUGAAGAAGUCUUCUUAUUGUUUGGCUUUCGUAUCUUGCAGCUAUUUUUCUAAAACGCCUGUUAUUUCUAAAAAUAGACGAGGAGCAUUGGGACACCCUGUACUUUCAAGACCGUCGUUUAUGCGAGUACGGUACACGUCUGAACGAAACGCAGCUUGUAUAAUUAGCGCGUAAUUAAUCGAGUGGAAUAUGAAGUUGCAUCCAUCGCGACACUCAAAAAAUUUUUAAUCUAAUUAAUUAUAUAUUUCCAAAACUAUUGUUGACGUCUUAGACGAAUUAAUGUUUAAUAUGGUUUAAAGACUAUCUUUCGAAAGCGAACCGGUUAGAGUUCGUUUAUGGUAAUAAGACUGCUUUAAAGGGUAGAGAAACGCUAAGGCAAAAUGGAAGAAAGACUCGGUUGCCAUGUAGAUGUUUAUUCGAUCAAUGUAAAAAUAUCACGCGAGUCCUUCUUUAUGCGUGAUUCUAUAGUAACUUUAGAUGCCUAUAUUCGAGUACACGAGAGUACCCAGCGGUUGCAAAGUAGGAUAAUAUUUUUAUAAAUCUUCUCACUUGAAAAGAAAAAACUUGAUCCUUUUACGGGAUUUGAAACCAUAACAAAAUGUAUUCGUUAUUGAAAAAAGAUCAUAUAUUUCUAUAUACGUUACGCGAAUAUCGUGGAAGGAGUAUUGAAAUGUUUUAUGGGCCAAUUUUGAUCGAAUGUAUGGCGAAAUAAAAUUCUUUGGUAGACGUUGAAUUAUUAAAGUUAGAAAAAAUGAAUUCGUAGAGGACGAUUGGGUAUCGUUGCGUACCAAAUGAAUAUUUAAAAAAAAGAAAUAUAUAUAUAAAAACGAAAAAAAGCUUUUCCACGAAUUCAUAGAAAACGAUAAUUAAUUAUGAAAAUCUUGUUAUUCGAGUCGAAGUUUAACGUGUUACUCACAAUUUCAAUUGAACGAUUGAUAUUCAAGGUUUCGAAUCCUACAUCCUAGAAAAACGUACUUAUUGACUCUGUUAAUUACGUCUCCACGAGUCGAUAAUUGUUAUCUGAAAAUAAUUCUACUUGAAGUUUUCUUGAAUCCCAAUGUGUUGCAAUGCGAUUCAUCGUGAUAAUGAGAUCGUCGAUGGAAAAGAAUUGUAUUAUAGAAAUGAUACGACUAAUAGCAAAGGAUUCCUUCGAUCGUGAGAAUUUCUUCACUCAGUGUUUAGCAAUUUAUAAAUAUUCUUAAGAGAAACGUAACCAGUAUUCCUUAUAAUUAAUCAGCGAAUUCGAGUAGCAAUCAUUUUAAGUGCAAUAAAAUAAAAUAAAAAUGCGUUGGACUCGGUAAUCAAAGAGUUAAUCAAAAUGCUACGGAAAGUACGCGAAAAAAGUAUGUUACUGUUAUUACAUCGCUGAACCACCGUGUUUAUGUAAAUAAUUGUAAGAUAGUUUUCUUUCUUUUUUUUUUUUUUUUUUUUUUUUAAACAUUACGUUCCCAAAGUUUAAAAGAGACAAAACGUAACGCGAACAUAUCGUUGCGAAACAUACUGCAUACCUAUACGUGUUCUUUACCAGAGAUUGGUGAAACCUUUAUUCAGGUAACAAUUUUGAAUAAUGAAUAGAAAAUUAAAUAACUCUUCAUUUGUUAUUCGUAGAAUAAUAAUUCGCAUUUGGAUUAUUGAAUGAAACGUUUCACAAUAAACAAAUGCUAUCUUAACUUUUCGAUCGAUUAAACGUUAUGUGUUGUUCGAUUGAAAUUCUGUCCAACUCUAUUUCUAUAAACAGAAAAAAAACCGAUCUAAACUUGCUUGCAGUAUAUUUGAGAGUGUAGUUAAACGUUGUGUGACUACCUCGCGCGAUGCCAUACCAUACAGCAGUGGUUCUUAAACUUCUUAUGCGUAAACCCUAUCGUUGAAAGCUUAAAUGUUAUUUGAUAAAAGAAUAAAUUAACCGAUAAUAUAGCACAGAAUAUCGCCAAUAAAUGUAAAAAUCUGAAAAACUUACUCGAAGAUGACGAAACAUAUUUUUUAAAAUAAAUUUAUUUUUGGAAUAUAAUCGUUAAGGAAUAGAACAGAAUUAUAUCUGAAAUAUAUAAAUAUAAUAAUGUAAAAGAUAUCUUGCACGUGGCAAUUUUACAAUAAGAUUGCGACAAAAAAUUACGUGAAAUACUUGCUUAAUACUAUGUAGUCUGUCCAUUGGGUUAUGUUAUGUGAAUAUUUUUUUUUUUUUUUUAUUAAAAUUAUGUACACAAUAACGAGAAAUAUUUAAUAUUUUAAAUAGUAAAGCUGUUAUCGAGUUCAACAUUUAUCAAUAGAAAUUUCUAAGAAGAAAACGAGAUAAUCUUUGAAAGUACUUAAAUUUUCCGGUUUCGCUAAGAAUAGUUUCAGAAACACUGCCAAAUAUAAAUUACACUUAACUUUAGAGAAAUAUAUAAUUGUUAGCGCAAAACAAUUACAGCUUAGAGAAUCUCAUUCCUAUAACAGUGUUGCACUUAUAUUUAUUCACAGAAGAGUAUAUAUAUAUACUCCUAUAAAUAAUAAUGUAUAUACAUACUCUUCUAUAUCAUCUAUAUAUACAUAUAUAUAUAGUAGUACAUACAUAAAUUGAAAUAUAAUAAAUCUCUAUCAUAAGAUUGCAAUAGAAUAUUUAAAGUGAAGUUGAAAUAAAGUGUUUCAUGAAUGUGAUAGUUGUUCGAUUAGAAUGUUAGAAGCCUUAAAAGUUCUAUUACCUAAAAAAAAAUUAUAUUUGAACUUAUAUGCACGCCAGUGCAUAUGCGUGUGUGUGUUGAUGUGUGGGUGUGUGUGUGUACAUAAGAAAAUUCGAAUAUAAUUUAUAUAUACACAUGUACAUGAGUUUAAAUGUAUAAAUGAUACCAAAGUGUAUACGUAAUAAAAUGCAAAACAAAGACAUAUUUUACGAUUAAACAAUGUCAAAAACAACUAUUUUAAUGUUAACUUAGGCUUCUUAUAUUAUUGUUAAUAGUUAUACAUACAUGAGAUGUAAGUUUGCGUUUAUUAUCAUUUUACCAUUGUUUAUCCUUGUCUGAUCAAAAUACUAUACCAUACUCAAUAAAAUUUGGUGUCUUUGAUAAACAGUUUUAUGCUUAUUUUACUACAAACUGAUGAAAAUUUAUUAGAACUAUUCAAGAAAUAGAAGAGUUUAAGUCGUUAUAUAGAACAACUGAACAAAAAUUUGAUGCAUACUUCCCACGUCCUAUUAAAGAAGAUUCAUACAUGCCAGGACUUACGAUUUCAAAAAGUUACUUCCGAAAUUGAUCGUGAUGCAUUAACAUUUCAGGUCAAAUCCUAAUCCUACAAAGAUGUUCCUGCAAUUAAUAGAUUCUGUAGCGUUUGUUAGUGAAAGUAAAGAGUUUAAUUUGUUUGCCAAGUUGAAUUCCACUACAACACAAGUGAAAUUCGAAACAGGUUAAGAUCUAUAAAUAUGGAACGAAGCAACAAUUCAAAAUUAAUAUGUAUCUUCUCAGCCUU